AUGCUGUCUGUUGAGCCUAAUUCAGGUUUGAGAAUCCUUAUACAACUCAAAAAGGGUGAAUCCAAUGUUGUGUUCAAGUGUGCUUCAAAACUGGUAAACCCCAGUUUUUAUCUGAAUCAGAAACAGAAUCCCUCGAUUCAUUCUUGCUUUCUGAAGUUGUGUCUCCUUUGUAACAAGCACCUGAGUCUUGAUAAAGAGGUGUACAUGUAUAUGGGCGAUCAGGGUUUUUGCAGUGUGGAAUGCAGGAGUAGGCAAAUAUAUAUAGAUGAAAUGAAAGAAAUAGAAAUUUCUACAAAGAAAGUGUUAGCAUCGUUGAGGCAGCGCGGGAGCAGUGGCCGGUGUGAGGCUAGUAGCGUGUUAGAGGAAUCCCACCAGCGGCGCUACCCAUUUUCAACUCGAGAAAGUCGAGUUGUUUUCUCCUAG
Molecule: messenger RNA, 423 nt
Organism: Fraxinus pennsylvanica
Lineage: Eukaryota; Viridiplantae; Streptophyta; Magnoliopsida; Lamiales; Oleaceae
Source: the annotation of a GenBank genome assembly